GCAAAGUUUGCUAUCAUUACUUGCUUAUCUUGUGAAAAGAUCCAAUGGCAGACAGAGUAGAGCACCGAAUUUCUCAGCAGCACUCUCUCCCAAACUCUCCUCUCCUGAGGAAGAGGAAGAAGAUACGGAGACGGUCCCGUCCUGAGGUGUACGAUCAGUCAGCACCUGUUCCUGCCUCUCCAUCCCUCACUUCCUUGAGCUGUUCCUCCAGCGACAGCGAAUGUGAGAGCAAUAGAGAAGAAGAAGAGGAUCCUCUGCCUGACAAAGACGGCCAGUCAGUCACAGUUAAACAAGCCCUGGAGGGUCUAUUUUAUAACAAAGCUGUCCAACUGGUUCACCACCAUGAACUCAUUAUUGUAAAACGAUAUUCCCAUGGAAAGACAUUUGGACAAAGGCUAGCAUAUGUCCUCUAUAAACAUCCAAAAACACGUCUCAUUGCACAUUUUGGCGCACUUUUAUUGAACAUUAUCAGCUGCAUCCUCUACGUUGCUGAAGCUAUAUAUAUCGAUAGAUUACUGAAAAGUGCUGAUGAAGAGGAGUUUAUACUGGGCUGCUUCAACCAGACAUGGGUGAACAUAACGGAGCCUUCUUAUUUAAAUCUCCUAAUUAUUCCUAAAGAUUAUACUCUCUGGUCAUUACAGUUGUUUUUAGCGUUGAUUUGUUUAAUUGGAGCAUUUACUGUCAUUUACGUACACCAGGAGCCAUACGGUUCAGUUCCUGUUUUAAGACAUGUCUUUAGAUACAUGACUCACAGUAUUGUCAUAUGUGUGCUAAUUGGGUUAGCAUUCUUUGUCACCCUACUAAUGCCGCAGUGUCUCCAUAUUCUUUGGAUUCCGACGUUCCUCUUUUGUUGGCCGGCAAGACACAACUUCAUGUAUAUAGUACAGCAGAAAAGUGAAGUAUCGUUCUUUAGGUCCUUCCACGGCUUCCGUACUACAGCAAUCAGCCUGGCAACCUUCCUUCUCUGUUUCAUGUUCUCGUGUCUGUGUCUCAUUCAUCAUUUUGAGCGGCUGGGUAAAAAGAUAUCUCUGUUUGAUACCUACUGGUUUGUGGUCGUUACCUUUAGUACUGUGGGGUAUGGGGACAUUAGCCCCGCCCACUGGACAGGGAAGGUCAUUAUAACGAUAUUCAUAAUAGCGGCUCUGAUGUACCUCCCACCUAAGGUUGAUAAACUAUGGAGAUCCUUCACGUUACAUCGUAAACACUACAAGCAGUACAACAAAGCUAACAUCACUAAACACGUGGUACUAGCAGCUGUGGACCUUAAGCCGCUCGUACUGAGGGACUUCCUCAGUGAACUCUACUCCGACCCUGGACAAAUGGAUACUCAAGUUGUUGUUCUUAUUAAAGAAGAACCUGCCGAUUAUAUCAAAGCCAUUCUAUUGCAUCCGAUAUGGUCCCAGAGGGUAGCCAUUUUGAGAGGAACUGCUUUGAGACCAAGCGACCUAGCAAGAGUCAAGCUAAGAACGGCUGAUGCUUGUUUCCUUCACUCAUCAAGAACUGGGAGGGCAGCUGAUGCUGACCAACACACCAUCAUGAGUGCUUGGACUGUUAAGAACUACGCUCCAAAGACACGCCUCUUUGUACACGUCAGACAACCAGAGAGCAAAUUCCAACUAAACAUAGCAGAUGAGGUGAUAUGUGAUGGAGAAUUGACCAGUGCUGUCCUAGCACUAAACAGUGUCUGUCCAGGACUACUGACACUAUCAGCUUUACUAGUCCACACCUUCACUUAUGAGGGCCGUCGGUUCAAUAUUCCGGAGUACAAGAGGUAUGAGGAGUGCUCACCGGUUGAGAUAUACCACGUGAAACUCGGAGAGAGCAGAUACUUUCAUCGUUUCGCUGGAAAGAACUUUUUAUUCACUUCUGUAGUAGCUUAUAGAAAGUUCCACGUCCUCUUGUUAGGGAUAUGUCCGUCAGGUGGUACUGAUAUAUUGUUCAACCCUGGGAUCAACCACAUUAUGGAUCGUAAUGAUGAGUGCUACUACAUCAGUGACACUCAUGAGCAUAACUCCGACCAUCAGAUCAUACCUGCUAGCACCUUCCAGUCCAGUUUAUGGAGGACAUCAGCUACUCUCGGUCUACUGGCCAUGUACAUAUCAGGUAUUGAUCCAGACCAGAUGUUCCACCAGACCCAGGAGUAUGAGGAGAGAGACUCUGACAACAAGGGGGGGUUUCCUCGCUCAGCGUCCAACGAUAGACUCAAGAAGUUGUCAUCACCCGAUUCUAUUCCUGAGAUACAAGUGGAAGGUGUGGCCAGCGGUCUCUCGUUAACUGAGGAGGUGGGGCUACCAUCAAUUGGAGAGGAGGAGGAGGUCCUUGAUGAGCAGCUAGCGGUUGAAGUUACGAACUGGCAGCAUGACGUACAGCAUGGUCUCCAGUUAUUGAAGUAUCAUGGGGAGGGGGAACUACCCGAGAGGAAACCAUGUGUGAAGCUGUCAGUGAAGAGCCAUUUUGAAGGUCACCAUUCACCACGGUCCCAUUCACUACCAGUGGCAGCUACUACUUGUACAGUAAUGGAGCCACACCCCCUGGCACACCCCCUACCAUCGCUAGGAGUGAUACCGGAGGAUGAACCUGAUGUGAUUGUGAUUGGAGAGGAAGAGCCACACCUCCUGUCCCACCUCCAGAGGGUAGGGGAUAAGCAGCAGCACAGCUCAGGAGGAGGUGGAGGGAAGCACAGGGUUCAUAGUCAGCCGGCUUUGUUUCACUUUGGAUUCAACAAGAGACAGUCGGAGUCCAAACAUGAUGAUCACCUCCUCAAAGCUAAGAAACACUCUCUCAAACUCCACGACAACACUUCAAUGAAGUCCUAUGUAUCGUCCAAUGCGAGUGUUAAAAGUGACAUGUCUAAUCACAGCAUUGACGAUGUGGUAUCUCUUGAAGUUGAGGAUCUCUCUGAUAUUGAGGAACUAGAGGACCUUGAGGAAGGACGUCAGCACGAGACAGAGGGAGGGUUCAUAUCUGAAGCAGAGACUGAGUCUAUCGGUACCCCGUCAGUCAUUGGGUCACCAUUACAUCAUCAUCAUCAUCAUCACCAUCAUCAUCAUAAUAAUAAUGAUGUCUUUAAUGUUGAGUAUAAUGAAGAUGUACCGCCUAUCCCUUACUGUGGCUGUGAGCCACUCAAAUGUCACCUCAUGAAGAAUGCUAGGACUUAUGAGGAUAUCAUUAUUGACAGGUCAUUUAUUGGUGAAGACAUCACAAGGCAGUGGUACCAUCAUGCCAUCAUCGUUUAUUCUGAUGUUGUAUCUGACGGUCUCUUCCACUUCAUUACUCCAUUAAGAGCGGCUUAUCUGCCUCCUUCUUCACUGAAGCCUAUUGUAUUUCUACUUGGAAACAUGCCAGAGAGACACUUCAUUUCAACAAUUUCACAACUUCCAAUGAUCUACUUCAUGGUAGGAUCAAUAUCAAGUACAUCUGACCUGCUAAGAGCUGGUAUCAUGGUGGCUGAGAGUUUGGUUGUUUUUUCCUCAAACAAGAUGAGACAGUCUGAUGAAGGGGAGCACCUGGCAGACGCUGAACACAUUACUGCUAUAGAGAAGAUAGCCAGGUUGUUUCCACAUGUGAAGAUAUCCUGUGACAUCAAGUACAGGUUCAACAUUAGGUUCAUUAGGACGACGCCUUUCGAAGACCUCUGCAUGCAGAGGCUGAGACACAUGGCUCGUAAAGUGGAUCACUUGACCUACCUCUUCCUACCUCAGUUUGCCUCAUCCAAAGCAUUCUCCAGUUCAAUGCUGGACACUCUCCUCUACCAGUCUUACCAGAAACCUUACAUCAUUAAACUCUUCCGGCAACUCCUCGGCUGUACUCAAGUCAAAGGCUCAGGGUUUCUAUGGAAGGUUCCUGUCAAUAAUGAAUUGGCUAAGCUACACACUUAUGUAAGAGUCUUCCAGAGACUCGUCGCUUCAUUCAGCUUCACUUCAAUGGCUUUGUAUCGGACAGCAAACGUUGAUCAUAAUAUUGAUCCUCAGUAUGUGAAAGGAUAUUGUGAGGAAGAGCUGGAAAAGUUGAGACUGUUUUUGAUUAGUGAACUCCACAGUUUAGGGAUAAAGAGAAAUGUUGAGCCGUUGAAAAGACCGUCGACUCAGCAGUUUCUAUACGUGAACCCUCCCCCCGACUUCCCAGUGAUUGAAGGUGACAUCAUACUAGGUAUUCGUCCUCCCCUUAGCAACAAGCCGCCGCCCCCUAGCGACGAUGUUAAAACCGAGCCUUUCUCCCCACCUCCAGCCAGUCAGAUCAGUGAACUGGUUCGUGCUUACUCAGCAUCAGCUUUCUAUGGAGGGGGCAGUCCCAUACCCACGGCCAUGCCCCUAGGCCCUGGGGGUGUGGUCCUGCAGGAUACUAGACUUCAUUUUGGUUUAAUGCGCAAGUUCAGUUUCACAGGCUCACUCCCCCAGCAGCAUCAGACCAACACUGGGAGCUGCUCCGCUGAUUCUUGCGAUAUGUGAUUCGGUUGUCAUGACAACAUAAUCAUUUAACUUCUAAAGUCAUUCUCUAUCUCUCUCAUGUGUUGAUGGAUUUUGUUGUUAAAUUUUGUCUGUCAAUUCGGUUUUAUAAUCAUGUCACUCACAGUUUCGUCUUUAAUCCCCUUCUGUUCAUAAUAAUUGUAUGAUAGUGUUAGUUCAUUUUAAUGUUUCAUUAAUAAAUUAAA
Molecule: messenger RNA, 4651 nt
Organism: Amphimedon queenslandica
Lineage: Eukaryota; Metazoa; Porifera; Demospongiae; Haplosclerida; Niphatidae
Product: potassium channel subfamily T member 2-like
Exons: 26
Coding region: 45-4448 (1467 amino acids)
Biological process (GO): potassium ion transmembrane transport
Cellular component (GO): plasma membrane
Molecular function (GO): intracellular sodium-activated potassium channel activity; outward rectifier potassium channel activity
Source: RefSeq, a predicted model, not a curated record